UUUACUAUAUUUUCAUAAUAAAUACCUUUUUAUUUGUAACAUAUUUAAAACUAAUAAUUUUAAAUCCCCUAGCUUUAGAAAAAAAAAAAGAGAGAGAAUAAUGUUAAAUUCAGCAAAUUUAUGAGAUGCCAGAUGUAGCGUUUUCAAGGCAAAGAACUGGGCCUGUCAAGAUAUAUCUCAUUCUAUUAAUUAAUUGGGCCAGGCCGAUUAUUUAUUAAUAUUGAAAUUCGAUUAUUUCGGCCUACAAAUGGUAACCAUUAGUGAAAAAAUGUUGACCAUGAGAAAUUAGACGGUGAAGUGUGCGACCAUCUCCAGCUACACAUGAGGCAAAGGAACAGCGAGCGAGCGAGAGAGAGAUCAGCAGCUUUUUAACCAAACAACGAUGAUGUUCAUGCGAAAUAGCGCUUUCAGAGCUAUUGCUUCUUCUGCUAUUCGGGUCCCUCAACAUCAUAUGGAAAUGGGUAUCUUUCCUUUAUUCUUCAUUCAUCACCACAUUACCACCUCUACCUGUACAAAUAAACCUUUUUUGCCUCAAAAAAAUGGUGGGUUUGUUAGUAAUACUAGCAAUAACAUUAGCAUUGAUGAUGCCUUGGCUUCAUUCUAUAGCAUAGUCCGGAUGAAUCCUAGGCCUUCUGUUGUGGAAUUUUGCAAAUUCUUAGGGUCCUUUGCCAAAAGCAAACAGUAUUCCACUGUUGUCUCUUUGUGCGAUCAAAUUGAUUUGUUUGGAGUUGCCCACAAUGAUUAUACUCUCAAUAUAUUGAUUAACUCUCUUUGUCGCUUGAACCAUGCUCAUUUUGCUGUCUCUGUCUUGAGUAAGAUGUUCAAACUGGGUAUUCAACCUGAUGUUAUCACAUUCAAUACACUCAUUAAUGGGCUCUGCAACGAGGGGAAGAUUAAAGAUGCUGCAGAGUUGUUUAAUGAGAUGGUGCGGAGAGGGCAUGAGCCUGAUGUAAUUAGCUAUAAUACUAUAAUCAAUGGUUUGUGCAAAACUGGCAACACAAACUUGGCUGUUCACGUGUUCAAGAAGAUGGAACAAAAUGGGUGCAAGCCAGAUGUGGUGACAUAUAGUACAAUCAUAGACAGCCUUUGCAAAGAUAAGCUAUUUAAUGAUGCCAUGGACUUCUUAUCUAAGAUGGUGGAUCGGGGCAUUUCACCAAAUGUUUUUACUUACAACUCCAUACUCCAUGGCUUUUGCAAUUUAGGACAACUGAAUGAAGCUACUAGAUUGUUCAAAGAAAUGGUUGGUAAGGAUGUUAUGCCAGAUACAGUGACGUUCAAUAUUUUGGUUGAUGGACUCUGCAAAGAAGGGAUGGUUUUAGAAGCUCGGUGCGUCUUUGAAAUGAUGACCGAAAAAGGUGUUGAGCCUAAUGUUUACACCUACGGUGCCUUGAUGGAUGGAUAUUGUUUACAAAACCAAAUGAACGAGGCCCACAAAGUGCUUGACAUUAUGGUUGGCAAGGGUUGUGCACCUGAUGUGCAUAGUUACAGCAUCUUGAUCAAUGGAUAUUGCAAGAGUAGAAGGAUGGAUAAGGCAAAAGCAUUACUUACUCAAAUGUCUGAAAAAGAAUUGACUCCUAAUACUGUCACUUACAACACUCUUAUGCAUGGCAUGUGCCAAGUAGGGAGACCUCGAGAAGCUCAAAAGCUUUUCAAGGAGAUGUGUUCUUCUGGCCUGCUUCCAAAUUUGAUGACUUACUCGAUUUUGCUAGAUGGCUUGUGCAAACAUGAUGGGCAUUUGGAUGAGGCAUUACAACUGCUCAAAGCAAUGCAAAAGAGGAAAAUAGAACCUGAUAUCGUCCUUCAUACUAUUAUUAUUGAAGGGAUGUUUAUUGCUGGGAAGCUUGAAGUUGCAAAGGAACUAUUUUCCAAGCUUUUUACUGAUGGAAUUCAACCUACUGUACAGACAUACAAUGUCAUGAUCAAGGGACUUCUUAAAGAAGGGCUGUCAAAUGAAGCAUACGAAUUGUUUAGAAAAAUGGAAGUUGAUGGUUUCUUGCCGAACAGUUGCUCUUAUAAUGUUAUCAUUCAAGGAUUUCUUCAAAAUCAGGACUCAACAACUGCUGUACAACUUAUUGAUGAAAUGGUUGGUAAAAGAUUCUCGGCGGAUUCAUCUACAUUUCAGAUGUUAUUGGAUCUGGAAUCUCAUGAUGAAAUCAUAAGCCGAUUUAUGCGUGGAAGCUCUCAACAUAGAAAAAUGAAGUAAUAUCCAGCUCGUUCUGCUCUCUUUUUCUGUCUCUUCAUGUCUCACAAGUUGACGUCUCCGGUGGCAGGUCCAUAGGGGGACUCAGAUGUCGUAAGGCCUCGCAUACUUGGAAACAUAUCUAUGCCCCCCUGCCAAGUCCAGAGGGGCAUCGAUUGAUCUUAAAAGCUGAAUGUAGUUAGUUGGAAAGAACUUUUCAUUAAAAUGUGGAAUCUUUUUAAGUCAACUGAACCCAUUUGUGUAAUUGAAAAAUCAGUAGAUUGAGAACAAGGGUAAUGCCGAAGCUCGAUUGAUGCAAACUUCUACUGGUUAAAGAUAAUUUUGCUGCAGCGGAGUAAAGUACGAUUAGGUGUGGUGUCUUGGAAUAUUCUAAUCCCGAAUUUACGAUUUUGAUCAUUUUAACUCCUCUAUACUGACAAUUGGAAGUUUUCGCCUCCCUGGGAUAUGGGCGUGAGAGCUAUAUGGGGGGAGUCUUGAUGCCUUGCCCUACUGCUUAGUAGGCAUCAAAAUUUACUUCUUGGUGGAUGAAUAUUUUUUUUGAAGGCUCACCUUAUUUUGAUAUAAUGGCCUCAGAUAUCGUAAGUCCUGGCAUGAUACUGCAAUCAAUGGUUUGUGCAAAACUGGCAACACAAAUACAGUUGUUCACGUGUUCAAGAAGAUGGAACAAAAUGGGUGCAAGCCAGAUGUUAUGACAUGUACUACAAACUUAGACGGUCUUUGCAAAGAUAGGUUAGUCAAUGAGGCCAUGGAAUUCUUAUCUGAAAUGGUUGAUCGGGGCAUUCCACCAGAUGAUGUUACUUACAACACGACACUUCACGGUUUCUGCAGUUUAGGACAAUUGAAUGAAGCUACCAAAUUGUUUAAAGAAAUAGUUGGUGGGAAUGUUAUGCCAGAUACAGUGACCUUCAAUAUUUUGGUCGAUGGACUCUGCAAAGAAGGGAUGUCCGUCUUUGAAACGAUGACCGAAAAAGGUGCAGAGCAAAAUGUUUGCACUUAUAAUGCUUUGAUAGAUGGAUACUGUUUACGAAGCCAAAUGAAAGAGGCCAAAAAUGUGUUUGACAUCAUGGUUGGCAAGGGUUGUGCAUCUGAUGUACAUAGUUACAGCAUCUUGAUCAAUGGAUAUUGCAAGAGCAGAAGGAUGAACGAAGGAAAAUCUCUUCUUGCUGAAAUGUCAGAAACAGAAUUGACUCCUGAUACUGUCACUUACAGCACUGUUAUGCAAGGUCUGUGCCACGUAGGGAGACCUCAAGAAGCUCUAAAACUUUUCAAGGAGAUGUGUUUUUCUUGCCUUCUUCCAGAUUGAUGACUUACUAAAUUUUGCUAGAUAGCUUCUGCAAACAUGGACAUUUAGAUGAGGCAUUACAACUGCUCAAGGAAAUGCAAAAGAGGAAAAUAGAACCUAAUAUCGUCGUUGAUAAUAUUCUUUUUCAAGGCAUGUUUAUUGCUGGGAAGCUUGAAGUUGCAAAGGAACUAUUUUCCAAGCUUUCUAUGGAUGGAAUAUGACCUACUGUAUGGACAUAGAAUGUCAUGAUCAAGGGACUUCUUAGAGAAGGGCAGUCAGAUGAAGCAUACAAAUUGUUUCGAAAAAUGAAAGACGAGGACUUCUUGCCGGAUAGUUGCUCUUAUAAUGUCAUCAUUCAAGGAUUUCUUCAAAAUCAGAACUCAUCAACUGCUAUACGACUUAUAGAUGAAAUGGUUGGUAAAAGAUUCUCGGCAGAUUCAUCUACAUUUCAGAUGUUAUUAGAUCUGGAAUCUCAUGACGAAAUCAUAAGCUUAUUUAUGCGUGGAAGCUCUCAAGGUAGGAAAAUGAAGUGAAAUUUUCCUAUUCAAGUGCUGUUGUAGGUUGCUGUUCCUCUUGUGAGUUAUCACAAUACUCAAUUCUUCAACUUUAGUGAAUGAUCUGUAACUUUUAUGGUGACUACCUCUUGUAAGUUAACUUUUAUGGUGACCACCUCUUGUAAGUUAUCACAGUACUCAGUUCUUUAACUUUAGUGAAUGGUCUAUAACAUUUAUGGUGACUUCCAUGGAUCUGUUUUUGGCAAUAGA
Molecule: messenger RNA, 4246 nt
Organism: Populus nigra (black poplar)
Lineage: Eukaryota; Viridiplantae; Streptophyta; Magnoliopsida; Malpighiales; Salicaceae
Product: putative pentatricopeptide repeat-containing protein At1g12700, mitochondrial
Exons: 2
Coding region: 383-2203 (606 amino acids)
Molecular function (GO): protein binding
Source: RefSeq, a predicted model, not a curated record